Acanthamoeba castellanii str. Neff is the source of this 948-nucleotide messenger RNA. RefSeq lists its product as uncharacterized. The coding region runs from base 1 to 948 and encodes 315 amino acids. The transcript has a single exon. The record is from RefSeq and is a predicted model, not a curated record. NCBI's taxonomy places the organism in Eukaryota, Discosea, Longamoebia, Acanthamoebidae.
AUGAGCAAGCUUCUCGUAGUCUUUGGCGCCACUGGCCAACAGGGCGGCUCCAUCGUGGACCACGUCAUCAACGACCCCGAACUGUCGAAGCAAUACCGGGUCCGGGGGGUCACGCGCGACCCCUCCAAGCCCGCGGGCCAAGCGCUGCGUCAGAAGGGCGUCGAGGUGGUCCAGGGCGACCUGGACCACGCCGAAUCCGUCGCGCAGGCCCUGCGGGGCUCCCACACGGUGUUCGUCAUGACCAACACGGUCCACCAGCGCGGGGGUGCCCAGAAGGAGAUCAGCCAGGGCAAGGCGGUUGCCGAUGCGGCUGUGGCGGCCGGCGCGCAGUACCUCAUCUUCAGCACGGCGCCGCGAGCCGCCAAGAUCUCGGGCGUCGACGGGCUACAGGUGGUGGUCUUCGAUACCAAGGCCGAGGUGGAGGAGUACAUACGCGGCCUGCCCCUCAAUAGCGCCUUCUUCUCGCCCGGGGGGUUCAUGAAGAACUUCCACACGGUGAUGGCCCCGCGGCCGGUGGGCGACGGCACCUACACCCUCGCCAACAUGCUCAAGCCCACCACGCAGCUACCGCUCAUCGACAUAGCCGGCGACACCGGCAAGUUUGUCGGCGCCAUCCUGGCCGAGCCCGACAAGUACGCUGGCGCGACAUUCGUGGCGGCCACGCGGCUGUACUCAAUGGACGAGAUCGCACAGACGAUCAGCGAGGCGACGGGCCAGACGGUCCGGUACACUGAGCUGCCCGAGGAGGUCUUCCGCGGAUUCAUGACCGGGUCCGAUGGCAGCUCCCAGUUGGCCGACAACAUGGUGGAGAUGAUGGCGCUGUACCGCGACCACGGCUACUUCGGCCCGCGGCAGAGGGAGCUCAUCGAGUGGACCACCCAGCAGGCGCGCGGCAAGCUGACCACCCUGGCGGAGUACCUCGCCAAGAACCCUAUCAACCUCAAGUAG